AUGAGUCACAUCUUCGUCCAUGGCGAGGACUUGGUCCCCAAGUGGCGGGGCCUGGUGGCGGGUUCCCAAGUGGAGUUCUUCUUGUACCACGACGGCCAGGGCCUGGGGGCAGAGGAGUGCAUGCCGCGGAAGGUGCUGCGGGUGACCUUGGCCUGGAAGCAGGCGCAGGAACUCUUUGGGGAGGAUGGCGACGGCCUGGCAGACUUCGAAAGCACCAUGCAGGUGAGCAUCCGCGCAUACCAGUGGUGUCAGAUGGACGGAGCUUUGAGCGACUUGCCUUUCCUCCUCUUUGAGAUCUGGGGCCGGGCACCUGCAGUGGUGGAGACGAUCAACGCCCUUUCCCUACGGCGAGGGGACGGCAAGGGCCAAGAGACGUUAUGCGUCAACCUGCUUCUGCCGGAGAGCCGCCUCUGGAAGGUGGAUCUCUUUCAGCUGCAGCAGUACGGUGGCCUGGAGGUGUCCAGCAGCAUCACCAUCACCGACCCCAUGCCAUGCCGAACUCUGACCCUGCAGGCGCCGAAGCAGAACUUCCGCACAGCCCUGCACUGCCUCAUCAUGCAGGCCUGUGAUUGA
Molecule: messenger RNA, 573 nt
Organism: Effrenium voratum
Lineage: Eukaryota; Dinophyceae; Suessiales; Symbiodiniaceae
Source: the annotation of a GenBank genome assembly